Molecule: messenger RNA, 1575 nt
Organism: Baudoinia panamericana UAMH 10762
Lineage: Eukaryota; Fungi; Ascomycota; Dothideomycetes; Mycosphaerellales; Teratosphaeriaceae
Exons: 2
Coding region: 235-1335 (366 amino acids)
Source: RefSeq, a predicted model, not a curated record
ACAUAUACGGCAAUGGCGACAACCGUGUGGCCGAGUAUGUAGAUAGGAAGGCACGGAAGCAAGGACGGAAGGUAUCGCAAAGGGUUCAGUCACAUGACUUCCCGCGCCAUAACCACAGAGCGAGCUGAGCUCCUCGCCCCUCCAUCGUCACGCUCCGUGCAUAAACAUCAGCUUCACGCGCUCUGUGACUCCGACUAUUCUUGUCAGAUCCGUCUAGUAACGUAGCCAGCCAACAUGACAGACGCGCAACAGCUGUUCGACUACGCCCGAAGGCAGUUCAAUGAAAUUGCGGACGAUGUGGAGCGACACUUCGACAUGGUCGCAGGCUCCGUCGGCAGCUUCGUCUACAUUAGGAGCAACAGGCAGAAGCGAAAGCGUAGAGUAACCCGCAGCGCGAGCGGAGCGAGAACAGACGUCGUGGUGGUGGCAGGUGCGGUGGCGAAUCCGUUAGCAAGCUCACUCUAUCUGGACCUUGAGCGACGCGGCUUCGUGGUGUACGUGGUUACCAGCACGCACCAGGACGAGCAGCAUAUCAAAUCACUGUCACGCGUCGACCUUGUACCCCUCCAUAUCGACCUUGUGGAUCCGUUCUCGGCGCGCGACCAGAUGGUGCGGUUCCAGGACCUUCUUGACAGGGAGCAUCAAGCAUUUGAAAGUGCUGAGGCGCAUCGUCUGAGCUUCGCCGGACUUAUCCUUGUACCAGAUACUAAGGCCACGCCGGCCGAGGUCGGGGACAUCAGCUCGGAGGAGUGGAGUGAUGCACUGAACGCGAAGGUCCUUAACACGAUCGCAACUACACAGCUUUUCCUACCAACUGUCGUACAGCAUAAGGCAAAAGUGAUGCUUCUCACGCCCUCUGUCACACCAGCUCUCAGACCGCCCAUGCAUGCAAUCGAAAGCACGGUCUACGGUGCUCUCGAAGGGUUCACUUCCAGUCUAGCAGCAGAGCUGAAACAGGAAGGUGUGAAGCUCUCUCAUUUCAAGCUCGGCAACAUCGACAUCCCGGCUGUGACCUCGAAGCAAAGGCGCGAGGGUGCGUUGCAAUCAAGACUUGGCGCUACACCACUCCGUACGCUUCAAGACUCUGUAUUUGACGCUUUGAUGGCCAAGCGGCCGCGUAGGACGUGGCAUGUUGGCCGCGGCAGCUUGGUCUACGACGUCAUCGGUAGCUGGGCCCCUCCCACCAUCACUGCCUGGAUGAUGGGUGCAGGCCGGCGGAAGGAAGUUGCAACAGAGGUGAAAGACGAAGACAUGCAUGGUAGUCAAGGCAGCCUGACCUGGGAGAAGGUGGAGCAGGAAGUCUCGACAUCGAGUGGACAAGCGACUGACCGCUGAGUCACAGCAGUGCGUACGCAUGGUGCUGGACGGCUAAGAUACCCUACUCCAUAGGCACAUGAGAAAUGAUUCCACUUCCAUCGGUCCGUCUUGAAGCCGCAGGCCAUGCGGGCUCGUUUCCCAGAUUUUAGAUGAGGCCCUUUGAGUACAGACUCGCAUUGACCAUAACAAAGGAUGUUCGAGACAAAGACCAUUCCUCGCUAUAGCGUUUCCUUUGUUUCGUGCACGCGGGACUUCGGA